This is a messenger RNA of Verruconis gallopava, 1430 nucleotides long. RefSeq lists its product as uncharacterized. The transcript has 3 exons. The record is from RefSeq and is a predicted model, not a curated record. The coding region runs from base 1 to 1293 and encodes 430 amino acids. Gene Ontology annotation, molecular function: DNA-binding transcription factor activity, RNA polymerase II-specific. Gene Ontology annotation, biological process: regulation of transcription by RNA polymerase II. Gene Ontology annotation, cellular component: nucleus. Lineage: Eukaryota; Fungi; Ascomycota; Dothideomycetes; Venturiales; Sympoventuriaceae.
AUGGCGGAUUUUGCUGGGUUAUUUUCGGACAAUUGUUGCGCGGUCUGCAGCAAGACUACAGACCUUCUGAAAUGUGGGAAGUGCAGGAGCAUUCAAUACUGCUCCAAGGAAUGCCAGAAGAAGGACUGGAAGACCGCACACAAAGCAUUGUGUGGUCUGUUGGCUCAAAUGAGGUCUACUCGAACAUCUGAGUCUGCGACUGGUGCUUCAGCAUCAGGUCAACGCAAAAUUGACAAGCCUUUCCACAAAUUGAAUGAUGGUACUUGGCUCCAUGGCCGGUCUGAAAAGGACGUUUUCCAACUUCUGGUCGACAGCUUCAGGUUGCGAUUGGAAGACGAACAUACCUUCCGUGGAACUUCGAAGCCCGGCUCGAUAUACACUGGUUCUGCAGAUAGCAGUUCUGCUUUCAAGCGCUACCUGACCAAAGUUGGAAGCAGAAAGAACUUGCUUCCCCCUUGGUGGAAUGAGGAGAAAUCGAAAGCAUGUGUGGCGUUCGGCAUGAAGGAGAAUCAAUGGUCAAACCUGCGAAAACCAGUUAAGAAGAGCGAAAUCAUUGACUACUACGGCUCGCCUAACAUGCCAAUGCAAAUGAGAAUGCUUGCUGAAGACAUCCUCGGAGAUUCACUUUCGCCCGGAGAUGGGGCAAAGAUGAUGCGAAACUUCCAGAUGAUGCAGGAGGCCGGCGACGACGGCCUUGGUGAUUGGAAGGUUCACAAGAAAGUGUGCGCAAAACUCGCUGCGGCCAGGCACAAGGCUACGAAGAGCAGGGCUGACGACGGUGCAUUGGAUGCAGCCCAUCACACAAGCAACUUUGCUUCCAAUGAGACAUCAUGUGAGGUUUCGAAGCCAUUCCACGCACUCAACUCCGGUACGUGGCUACAGGGUCGAAGCGAGGAGGAGGUCUUCAAACUGUUGGUGGACAGCUGGCGACUCCGUAAGCUGGAGGAACUUGAAACACUCAACGUCACUGAGAUCACAGACGAAGAUCCUGGAGUAAAGGAUGGAAUGGCGCCAUUCAGAGACUUUGUGGAGCAUGCGGCAAGGAAAAAGCUGCUCCCUUCGUGGUGGACGAAGGAUAAGGUGGACAAGUGUGUCAAAUAUGGUCUUCGAAGGAAGAAUUGGAGCAAUCUAAGCACAUGGGCCGAAAAAGAAAGCCUCAUCAACCACUACGGCGACGCUACUCUUUUGACUCAGAUGUGCAUUUUCACUUUCCAGGCUUUGGGAGCCGUUCGAGAGGGAGAAGACGACAUUUAUCUUGGCGUUUUGGCUGAGCAGAUGUCUGAAGAAGUGUGAGCAUCAAGUCCGAAGAUCAAAAUUCCAUCAAAGUCUGGGCACUUCAAGUCUCCUCAAGUUGCUUUGAGGACAUUGUACGUCCAUGAUAGGCGUCGAAGCAACAAAGAAACAUGCCUAUUCACGCCUUCACUCUCGCC